AUGGGUGAAAGGGUUCGGGUAGGGAUGUCUGAUGACAUGUUUCGGGUAGUGGUCCACCAUGGUGGGACCUUGAUCAAAGAAGUCCCCUUUAAUUAUAUAGGGGGAGAGAUAACUAAUUGGGACGUAGACCCCGAUAAAUGGUGUUAUUUUGGAGUUUUAGGUUCACUUAACCAUAUGGGAUACAUGGAAGUAGAAGAAUUAUAUUACAGUGUCCAACAUGUUCUACAUAAGGUUGAUGAUGAUAAAGGAGCUAUGAACAUGUUGAAUGUGGCUAAGUAUUUGGGGGAAGUGAACCUGUAUGUUGUGCAUGGGGUGGACGAAGCAACUAUCUUACAAAAUGAUGAGAAUGAGAUUCUUUUGCGAUGUGAAGGUCAUGCAGAAAGUGGUGAGGAUAGUGGCGUAAGAGGAGAAGCACAUGUUGAGGGUGGUGAAGAAGGAAUGGAAGACGUAGUGGAGGGUGCAGUGGAGGUUGAGAAUGAGGAUGCACGGGAUGUUGAGAAUGUAAGUGAAGGAUUGGAGGUUCAGAAGCAGGAUUUACUGAAUGUUGACAAUGAGGAUUGGUUGGAUGUUGAGCAUGACGAUGCAUUGGAGGUUGAGAAGGAGGAUUCAGUGUAUAAUGAGGAUGUUCAGCAUGAGGAUGCAGAAGAUGAUGAGAUUGCAGUGGAGGUCGAGAAUGAGGAUGAAGUUGAGAGUGUAAGUGAGGCUGAAAUUGAGGUCGAAAGUGAAGAAGAAGUGGAAGUGAACAGUGAUGAUGUAGCAGGAAUGGAUGAUUUGAGUGGUGAUGAAUACGUGGAUGAUGAAGACAGUGAAAAAGAAACCCAACAGUGUAGGGGUUUGUCAGAUGAUGAGUGGGAGUCUGAUAAGCUUUUAACUCCUGAAAAUAGUGCAAGUGAGGAGGAGGAUGACAAUGAUGAUACAAUAGAUGUAGGUCCUUUUUCAAAAUAUGCAAAGCAGAAGUCCAUGGCAGAUUACAAGUGGGAAGUGGGCACUAUUUUUACUGACAGGGAAGAGUUUAAGGAUGUUAUUAGAAGGUAUGCUGUUCAUGCUGGGAGGGAUCUAAAAUUUAUGAAAAAUGAUAACCGUAGGGUGAGGGUGACAUGCAUGGGUGGCCAAGGUAAGUGCCCAUGGCUAGCUUAUUGUGGUUAUUUGCCAUCACGAAAGAUUUGGCAAUUGAGGAAGAUAAUUGAUACUCAUAGUUGUAGUAGACAACUUAAUAUUAAACUGAUGAAUGCUAAGUGGUUAAGUCAAGAAAUAGAUAGAUCUUUAGUUGAGAAUCCUAGUUUAAAGGUGAGUGAUAUUCGUACUAAAGCAUUAAGAAAAUGGAAUACAAAUGUUACAAUAUCCAAGGCAAGAAGGGCAAAGUUAAUUGCCACAAGAAUGGUUGAAGGAGAUUUCAUAGAACAAUAUAAAAGGGUGUACGACUAUGGACAUGAGCUGUUGAGGUGUAAUCCAGGCUCAACAGUGCAAAUUAAAGUUGACUCUCAUAAUGGUGACCCAAUCUUUCAAAGAAUGUAUGUUUGUCUGAAAGCUUGUAAAGAUAGUUUCAUAAGUUGUAGGCCCAUUAUAUGUUUAGACGGAUGUUUUUUGAAAGGUGUUUACAAGGGGGAGCUGCUGACUGCUGUUGGUAGGGAUCCAAACGACCAAAUGCUUCCCCUUGCCUAUGCAGUAGUAGAAGUGGAGAACAAAGACAGCUGGACAUGGUUUUUGCAAUUGUUAAUUGAAGACCUUGGGGGCAGUGAAGUAUGUGGAGGGUGCACAUGGAUGUCAGACCAGCAGAAGGGGUUAGUCUUAGCUAUCCAAGAGCUUUUGCCUCGGGCAGAACAAAGAUACUGUUUAAGGCACCUCUAUGCAAACUUUAGGAAAAGGUUUGGUGGGCAGGUAUUAAAAAAUCUGAUGUGGAGUGCUGCAACCAGCACAUAUCCCCAGGCUUGGGAGAGAGAAAUGCUGAAAAUUAAAGAAGUCAAUGUUGAAGCAUAUAAAUACCUCAUAGCCAUUCCCCCAAGCUUUCAACAGUGUCCUCAUUCAUGCAAGAGGAAAACCAAUUAUAACAAUGAUGGAGGAUAUCAGAUUGUAUCUCAUGAAAAGGUGGGCCACCAACAGAAGCAAGGUGGCAUCUAUGGAGUUCACAAUAUGCCCAAAGAUAAAGAACAGGCUUCAAAAAGAAUUUGGGCUACACGAAAGAUUUUUGAGGUUAGGCACACUUCAUCUGUUGGGAACAAGUUCACAGUGGACCUGGACACUAAAGAGUGUAGCUGCAGAAAGUGGAUGAUCAGUGGCAUCCCAUGCUGUCAUGCAAUUGCAGCAAUGAACUACUGUAAUGUUCAUCCAGAUAAUUUUAUACCCAGUUGCUUCAGAAGAUCCACAUAUGAAGAGGUGUAUGCGUCCAUAAUUUUUCCACUCAAUGGUCCCCAACUAUGGCAAACGACAAAUUUCAAUGAUGUACUACCACCACUGAUAAGGAAGUUGCCUGGGAGGCCGAAGAAAAAACGCAAGUUGGAGGCAUGGGAGUUAACUAAGGAUGACACUCAAAUGCGUGUUGGAGGGCAUAGGAAAAAGUGUAGCAUUUGCCGUCAGACAAAGCACAACAGGAAUAACUGCCCUUUACGGCCCCAACCAGCAGAAGCAAACCACCCACCAGAAGCAACCCAGCCACCAGAACCAACUCAGCCAACACAAACAACCCAGUCAUCAGAAGCAACCCAGCCAGCAGAAGCAACCCAGCCAACACAACCAACUUCCCAAGCAUCCCGUCCACCAAAAUUCAGAGUCAGAAGAAAAGAUAGAUAG
This is a messenger RNA of Vigna angularis (adzuki bean), 2787 nucleotides long. RefSeq lists its product as uncharacterized. The record is from RefSeq and is a predicted model, not a curated record. The coding region runs from base 1 to 2787 and encodes 928 amino acids. The transcript has 5 exons. Gene Ontology annotation, molecular function: zinc ion binding. Lineage: Eukaryota; Viridiplantae; Streptophyta; Magnoliopsida; Fabales; Fabaceae.